AUGAAAGACCUUGGAACUCUCAAUUAUUUCUUAGGGCUUGAAAUCUCUCAUGAUUCCACUGGUUAUUAUUUGUCACAAGCCAAAUAUGCAUCCAAUCUUUUGGCAUGUCCAGGUCUCACCGAUUGCAAGACUACCUCUAGUCCCAUUGAUCCUCAAACUCGUUUCACUCCUAUAGACGGAGAUCUUCUCUCUGAUGUUACGCUUUAUCGCCAGCUGGUAGGUAGUCUUGUCUAUCUCACUGUGACUUGUCUUGACAUUAUCUAUGUUGUCCAUCUUGUUAGUCAAUACAUGUCGGCUCUCCGCACCCCUUAUUAUACUGCUCUACUAUGCAUACUUUGCUACCUUAAAGGCACUAUGUUCUAUAGACUCCACUACUCUGCUCACUCUUCUCUCAAGUUUCGUGCUUUUCUGAUGCUGAUUGGGUUGGGGAUCCUACUGAUUGACGCUCCACCACGGAUUUUUGUUUCUUCUUAG
Molecule: messenger RNA, 474 nt
Organism: Camellia sinensis
Lineage: Eukaryota; Viridiplantae; Streptophyta; Magnoliopsida; Ericales; Theaceae
Source: RefSeq, a predicted model, not a curated record